This is a messenger RNA of Carlito syrichta (Philippine tarsier), 1800 nucleotides long. It is a transcript of the gene NLRP7, whose product is annotated as NLR family pyrin domain containing 7. Gene Ontology annotation, biological process: regulation of inflammatory response; negative regulation of interleukin-1 beta production. NCBI's taxonomy places the organism in Eukaryota, Metazoa, Chordata, Mammalia, Primates, Tarsiidae. The annotation marks the transcript as partial. The transcript is spliced from 9 exons. Gene Ontology annotation, cellular component: cytoplasm. The record is from RefSeq and is a predicted model, not a curated record.
AGUGCAGUGGACACCUACAGGAGCGUGGCGAGGAAGAAGUUCCAGCAGAUCUGGGCAGAGGACGGGCCCGGGGACAGCGAGGACGUGGAGGCCUUCGUGCAGCGACACGCGCGGCUGCUCCCCUUCGGCGGCCCCCGGCGGCCCCCCGGGCCGCUCCCGCCCACGGUGGCCGGCCUCCUCCGGGCGGACGCCGCCCGCGAGGGCGAGCACGCCUUCGUCCACCCGAGCGUCCAGCAGUUCCUGGCCGCCGUGUUCUUCGUCCUGGAGCGGGAGGAGGGGGACGCGGACGCGGAGGCGCUCGGGGGGCUGCGCAGGCUGUUCUCCAAGGCCGAGCAGCUGCGGAAUCCCGGCCUGGUCCAGGCGGGCCGCUUCGUGUUCGGCCUCUGCAACGCGCGCAGGGCCGCGGAGCUGGAGGCCGCGCUCGGCCUUCGGGUGUCCCCGGAGGCCGCGCGGGAGGCGCUGAGGUGCCAGGCGGGCCUGGACCCCGAGAAGCCGCUGUCGGAGGACACGCGGGAGCUGCUGUGCUGUGUGUUCGAGUCCCAGGAGGAGGCGCUGGCGAGGGAGGCCACCGCCGACCUGCAGGACGUGUCGGUGCGCCUGCCCGACGUGUCCGUGAUGGCGCACUGGGCCUUCUGCCUCAAGCACUGCCAGAACUUGCGGCGAAUCUCCCUGCGGGUCUCCGAGGGGAUCUUCCUGGAGACCCGACCCAUACUGAACCCGCGCACCGAGCCUGAGAGCUCGAGCCCCAGUCUGAGGUUUUUGGACAUGAGUGACAGCUUCCUGAGUAACUCCUCAGUGAGACUUCUUUCUGAGCAUAUAAUGCGGAACAGCUGUCUUCUGCAGAAAGCCGUGAUAAGAAACGUUGCCCCUGAGUAUGCUACUCGGGAUAUAUGUCUGGCUUUCAUUGGUAAGAAGACCCUGACUCACCUGACCCUGGAAGGCAAUGUACAGUGGGAUCAGAUGAUGCUGGUGCUGUUGUACGAAAUGCUCAGAAACCGGAGGUGCAACCUGCAGUACCUGAGGUUGGACUCUCAUUCUGCCACGACCCAGCAGUGGGGUGAUUUCUUCGUGAGCCUAACGAUCAACCAGACCCUGACGUUCCUGGAUCUCUCAGACAUUGAACUCCUGGAUGAGGGUGGCAAGUUGCUGUGUGCGGCCUUGAAACAUCCCAAGUGCUCCCUGCAGAGGCUUUCGUUGGAAAACUGUCUCCUUACAGAAGCCUUUUGUAAGCAGCUUAUUGGUGUUUUGAUUGUCAACCCGAAGCUGACACAUCUGUGCUUAUCCAAGAAUGACCUAGGGAACAAAGGGGUAAAACUUCUGUGUAAGGGCUUGCGUUACCCUGAUUGUCAACUACAGGCCCUGGUGUUACGGCAAUGCAAUAUAAGCAGAUGUGGCUGCAUAUAUCUCUCAAAGGCACUUGAAGAAGGCUGCAGCCUGGCAACCUUGGACCUGGGUCUCAAUCCCAUAGAUGCUGGCUUGUGGUUUAUCUGUGAGGCUUUAAUGAGUCCACAUUGCAACCUGAAAUGCCUAGUGCUCUGGGGCUGCUCUAUCAUGCCUUCUCACUGCCGGGAUCUUGGUUCUGCUCUCGUCAAUAAUAAGAACCUAGAAACUCUGGACCUGGGCCAGAAUUAUUUGGGGAAGACUGGAAUAACUGCAUUCUUUGAAACUUUAAAAGAAACGAACAUAACCUUGAAGACACUCAGGUUGAAGACAGAUGUAUGUAAUCUGGAGAUUCAGAAGAUGUUGAAGAAAAUAAAAGAAAACAGCCCCAAACUGACAAUUCAAUGUAAUGCCGCUAAG